CGUGUCGAAGGUCACGGCGCCCACAAUGGAGCUGUCGCCGUACGCGCAGGGCGGGUGGCGGCUGCUGGGCGACCCCCGCCGCUUCCCCCGCCGCCCCUUCGCCGCCCUCCUCCGCGCCGCCUUCCGCAGCCUCCUGGAUCACCCGCAGGCCGGGUUGGACGAUCCAGACCUGAAAGAUAUUGACCCUACGGUAUUAAAGCAUUGCCAUGCUGCGGCUGCAACGUGUAUUCUGGAGGCAGGGAAGCAGAAAGCUGACAUAUCUGCUAUAAGCACAUGCCUGGAAGACUGCAAACUGGAUAAAGAGAGAAUAGAACAAUUUUGCACCGAAUAUCAGAAAAACAAGGAUGCAUUGGAAAUCCUAUUGGGAAGCAUAGGCAGAUCUCCUCUCCAUAUAACUGAUGUGUCUUGGCGCUUGGAAUAUCAGAUCAAGAACAAUCAACUUCAUAAAACUUAUCAGCCUUCCUAUUUGGUGACCUUAAACGUAGAGAACAGUGAUUCAGGAUCACACCCAGAUGUUAGUUUUAGUUGUACGAUGGAGCAAUUACAGGAUUUAGUGGGAAAGCUAAAAGAUGCUGCAAAAAGUCUAGAACGAGCGACUCAGAUGUGAUUGAAGGAAGGUGUCAGCCUGCUGAAGCACUCUCCUUCCUAAGUGUCUCCUAAACGACAAAUGUCUUUCAUCUCUUGAUGCAAACUGGGGUUUUUUUAAGUCCUUGGAUGUAAAUUAAGCAAAGCAACUUUUUUACGUCUGCACUGGGUAUUCCUUGCUCAUGUAAUCUUUUUUUUAUUAACUCCCGUUAAAUAUCUGUUGAACUGUCACGUCAUCAAAGUGUACCUUCUAUCUUAUUUUGUAUAUUUUUACAACUGUCACUGCUAAUUUUUCUCUCUGAUCUAAUAAAAGUUUAUUUGCG
Molecule: messenger RNA, 908 nt
Organism: Poecile atricapillus (Black-capped chickadee)
Lineage: Eukaryota; Metazoa; Chordata; Aves; Passeriformes; Paridae
Gene: COMMD3
Product: COMM domain containing 3
Exons: 8
Coding region: 26-607 (193 amino acids)
Biological process (GO): sodium ion transport
Source: RefSeq, a predicted model, not a curated record